CGGCUUCUGCGUGUUACUCAUAAACUCUUGCAUUCCUCCCCUUCCUAUAUCUUCUGUCUCUCGUUCUCUUUACCUAUGGAAUAAAUUGUAUCUUCACUUAUUAUACCUACUACACCUACCUAAUAGCAAACAUAACGGAAUGGCCCCAUUUCUGAAUACGCCCAUGGACACAAGAAAUACCUACACCGAUAGACGAUAACCUCUUCGUGAAAAUGGCUACUUGCAGUCUCAAGUCGCUGCGGCGACCAUCACUCACCCUCAUAUCUGGAGCGAGGAAGACGUCUUUUCGUUUCAAUGGCCUCAUCUCAAAAGCUGCCACUCGUGGUUUGGCCACCGUCACCGCUCAAACAACACAGCCAGCUGUGAUGAUGGAAGACCAUAAUACUAGACUGAUUAACAUGGGCUACAACUACAACUACAUCGAACAUGUCGAAAACCUCGAACAGUACCGCCUUGGGGGUUUCCAUCCCGUAUCCCUAGGUGAAACCAUCAAUAACCGCUACCUGGUCCUCAACAAGCUCGGCCACGGUGGAUACUCAACUGUAUGGCUCUCAUGGGACAUCUUGAAACAGAAGUAUGCCGCAUUGAAGAUUGUACUAGCAGAUUUCGGUGAAGACUCAACAGAAGUCGAUGUCCUUCAGCGUCUGGAAGCCAAAGCCACGAAGAAACAUCCCGGAAGGUCUCUCAUUAGACAUGUCACCGAUAACUUUCACUUCGAUGGUCCCAAUGGAAGACACACCUGUCUGGUUAACGAUCCGGCGAUGAUGUCGCUGCGUCUUGCGAAGGACGCCUCUUUCACAAGACUCUUUCAGCCACGGACUGCCCGAGCUAUCGCCGCUCAAGUUGUGCAGUCCAUCGCGUACCUCCAUGAAGGCGGUGUAGUACACGGCGACCUCCACCUCGACAACAUCUUGCUCCAGCUUCCGGACCGAAUCAAGCGCUUGUCGCCUGAUCAACUUCACGAGCGACAUAGUCAUCCAACGACAGUCCCUGUGACGAGACUCGACGGACUUCCUCUUGACGAAAAUGCACCGCGAAACGCUGUGCUGCCAAUUUGGCUUGGUCAAAAGAGCGAGGAUGUAGCUCUGGCAGAUGCAAAGAUCUUACUGGGCGAUUUCGGCGAGUCCUAUUUACCGAGUCAAGAAAAGCGUCAAUAUUCCAACGCUCCGAUUCGCUACCGGGCACCUGAAACUCAAUUCCCCGAUGUGUGUCAACCUCUCUCGUUCAGCUCCGAUAUUUGGAGCCUUGGUUGUCUCCUCUGGAACGUCGUCGGACAACGCCCGCUAUUCGACGCCUGGACCCUCUCAGAAGAUGACAUUCUUCAAGACCAAAUUGAUCUUCUUGGUGAAAUCCCAGAAGAGUGGUCUGCCUACGGCGCCAAGCGAUCAGAGUACUGGGUCGAGGACGUCGAAGAAGAGGCGUCGUCACAAGCCACUACUCAGGGCGGUUUCACAUGGGAUGUCCGCUUUGAGCGCUGUGUGCAACAAGGACGAAAGGAGAGCGGCAUGAAGCCCAUGUCAAAGGAUGAGAAGGAGGCUUUUAUUGAUAUGAUGAAAAAGAUAAUUACUUUCCGCCCUGAGGAUAGGAUAACGGCUAAAGACCUGCUGGAGUCACGAUGGAUGAAACAGUGGGCCUUGCCUGAGCUGAAGAAGCUUGCGGCUUCAUGAUUGAUGUUAAAAAUGGGAUUGGCAUUCUGAAUUAGCGAGUUUGGGAAAAAGCGUUUGUUUAUAUGGAUCAUAAAUCAGAUUUACUUAAUACCAAUUGAUGCAUGCUUAUACUUGUCA
This is a messenger RNA of Fusarium oxysporum Fo47, 1784 nucleotides long. RefSeq names its product kinase-like domain-containing protein. The record is from RefSeq and is a predicted model, not a curated record. Bases 213 to 1667 code for a protein of 484 amino acids. NCBI's taxonomy places the organism in Eukaryota, Fungi, Ascomycota, Sordariomycetes, Hypocreales, Nectriaceae. Gene Ontology annotation, biological process: protein phosphorylation; spliceosomal complex assembly; regulation of mRNA processing. Gene Ontology annotation, molecular function: ATP binding; protein kinase activity. The transcript has a single exon.